Messenger RNA from Coffea arabica (coffee), 768 nucleotides. RefSeq lists its product as uncharacterized. Lineage: Eukaryota; Viridiplantae; Streptophyta; Magnoliopsida; Gentianales; Rubiaceae. The record is from RefSeq and is a predicted model, not a curated record.
AUGGGCUUGCUAUGGUGGCUUAGAGCUUUUGAUGGAUUGUUUUUGGAGGGGAGGCUCUAUGUUGAUGGUUUUCUUGAAUUUGAGUUUCGUCAGGGCCAAAACCCUAUUCCUCAACCUGCAAACCUUAGAAACCAUGUAGAGGGUGAGGGUAGGGCUCUCGAACGAUUUCAAAAGUUAUUUCCACCACAAUUUAUUGGAGGACCGGACCCAGAUGUGGCCGAAAAGUGGUUGGAGAAGAUGAUUGACAUUUUCACUGCUCUGCAUUAUACUGAAGAGAGACAUGUAACAUUUGCUAUCUUCCAGUUGGAGGGAGCAACCUGUUCUUGGUGGAAUGUGAUCAGAAUGAAAUGGGAUAGAGAGCAGACACCGAGGACUUGGGUCAAUUUCAUGAGAGAGUUCAAUGCCAAGUGUUUUCCUCCUCCAGUUCAAGAGCAAAAGGGGAAUGGGUUCAUUAGGCUUCGUCAGGGAGCUCAAACCGUGGCAGAACACGAGAGCCACUUUACCAGGUUGUCUAAAUUCGCUCCCGAACUUAUUGUGACUGAGCAGAGAAGGAUACAGCAAUUUAUUCUAAGAUUGAACGUUGAGAUUCAAAAAGAUUUAGCUGUAGCCCAGAUCAAUACAUUUAGUGAUGCUAUAGAGAAAGCUCUACGAGUUGAAAAUGCGAGAUUCCAAGUUACUUUCCAAACGAAGAAAUGGGGAUGGUCUGGAAGUAGUUUGGGAAAAGAGGAUGAAAGUAGCCCAGACUUGGAAGGGGAACUGGAGGAGUAA